Messenger RNA from Vombatus ursinus (common wombat), 1709 nucleotides. RefSeq names its product UDP-glucuronosyltransferase 1-7-like. Bases 77 to 1018 code for a protein of 313 amino acids. The record is from RefSeq and is a predicted model, not a curated record. Lineage: Eukaryota; Metazoa; Chordata; Mammalia; Diprotodontia; Vombatidae. The transcript is spliced from 2 exons. Gene Ontology annotation, molecular function: UDP-glycosyltransferase activity.
UCCCUUUCACUGGGAGGCUUCCUCAGGACUCAGAAGCCCCACACAACAGCUGGCUUCCUCUGUGCUUCUAGCCCCAAUGGCUUCUCCCCUUCAGCCUGGUGGCCUCCUUCCCCUCUGGACAUUUCUCCUGCUAGUUGGUGGCUUGGCAGAGGCAGGCAAGCUGCUGGUGUUGCCCAUGGAUGGGAGCCACUGGCUCAGCAUGCGUGUGGUGGUGGAGGAGCUGCAUCAGAGAGGACACGAGUUGGUGAUCAUCACCCCCGAGGUGAGCUGGAGGCUGGCGAAGUCGGCCCCAUACACCGUGAAAACCUACAAGCCCUUCUAUAGCUUGGAAGACUACAACCAGAUGUUCAAGAGAUUUUCUGACAACCAAUGGGACAACAUAAAUAAAGGCCUGCUUUCACUGAUGAACCCAAACAUCACUUUGUUCUUUGAGUAUGUUUUUUCAAACUGCAAGAGUCUAUUUAAAAACACUGAGCUGCUGCAAUACAUAAAGGAGAAUGCAUUUGACGCCAUUUUUUUCGAUCCUUUUGACCAAUGUGGCUUUAUUGUGGCCAAGUACUUCUCCCUCCCGUCAGUGGUCUUCAGUCGGGGGCUCUUUUGCCAUUACCAAGAUGAGGCAACCCAGUGCCCCAGCCCCCUGUCUUACGUCCCUAGAGGACUCUCUGGGUUCUCAGACUCCAUGACCUUCAUGGAACGCGUCUGGAAUCAUAUCACCCAUCUUCAGGAAAUGUUGCUGUGUCCCUUUUUCUUCCAAAUCACCUUGGACCUUGCCAUUGAUGUUCUCCAAAGGCCCAUGACCUUUAAGGAACUGUACAGAGACACGUCCAUCUGGCUGCUGAGAAGUGACUUUGUCUUCGACUACCCCAAGCCCGUGAUGCCCAAUGUGGUGUUUAUUGGUGGCAUCACCUGCCACGAGGCGAAGCCCCUGUCUCAGGUAUCAUACCUCCACACGUCUGAACAAAAGGACAUGGAGCUCCCUUUUUGGAAGCUUUUCAGUAGAACCAAGAAUGUGCCAUGACUCUGGUAAGAGGGAGGCAUUUGUCAGGGCUUCACCAACCCUCAGUUCUCAUGAAUUAUCAUAUAGUAAUAGAUAACACGGAGGCACCGCACCCUACUGAGCUGGGGAGUGACAUGCUCGGACCUCAGCUGGAGUAAAAUCACUUUGGUAGGUGCUCAGAGAGUGGAGUAGAGCAGCGCUUCUUAAAGUGUGGGUCGUGAGCCCGUAUGUGGGAUCGAAAAAAUUUGGCAAUGGUACCAGUUUUCUGAACACACAACGACCAAAAAUUAAUUCAAAAUCAAAGGCGUAAUGAACCGAGGUGUUUCUGGCAGCCCUUGCCCGUGUUGCAUCAUACGACUUUACUGCAGCCUUGGUUCUGAGCACACAACACACGCACUUUGCCUGGUGCGUGCCCUCACACCAUCACGCACCGCCAACAAACAGUGCCAGAAACACCUUGGCUCAGAUUCGAGACUAUUGUAUGUUGUGAAUUUCAGUGUUUCUAGUGUACGUACAAAACUGUUCAAUGAAUUUUGGCUUGGGAUUAGGACAGAAUUUCCAACAAUUUCUGAAAUGGCCCUAGACAUACUUAUGCCAUCUUGUAUUAUGUGUUUAUGCAAAGUGGAGUUCUUAGCAUUGACGAUCAUAAAAUCAAAAUAUCGAUCAACUCUGAAAAAUGUUAAAGAUGGUCUCUGUCCUGCAGUAUCAAAUA